GAAAGUUUCCAGAAGGCAACUUCGACGAGGUUUUCUUUCCAAGCCUGCACAUGGCUGCCAAGACAGGCAACAUCAACCAGAUGGGGGAGAGGGUGGAAGAAGGAGAAGAUGUGAAUUCAUUGGACGACCAGGGACUGACGCCAGCAGCGUAUGCAGCAGGUAUGGGCCACGUGCCAGCGCUGGCCGCGCUUUGCGUGCUGGGCGCGGACGUGCGGUUCAGGGACUCUCAGAACAACUCCCUAUUCCACCUCGCGGCGGCCUAUGACCAGGUGGACGUAGUGAAAUACUUGGUGCUCUUCGGCGAGAAACACCCUGAAUUCGGCGAGGAGUUCAAACAAAAUGUUUGGGCCAGCUGGAAGAAUGACAUGGGCAAUUCCGUGCUCGACAUCGCACAGCGCGGAAGCCAGGGCCAAGUUUAUCUUUACUUGUGCGAACGAUUGAAGCUGCGCGUCGCAGCCCGCGCAGUGAACUGA
Messenger RNA from Symbiodinium pilosum, 473 nucleotides. Lineage: Eukaryota; Dinophyceae; Suessiales; Symbiodiniaceae. The record is from the annotation of a GenBank genome assembly.